AUGCCCAUCUCAAGAGACAACCUCGAGAGCGCGAUCCGCGGCGCUCUGCCCAUCAUCCACCUCGACAUCAUCGACCAGUCGAACGGGUGCGGGGAGAACUACGCGGUGUUCGUCGUGAGCCCGGCCUUCGAGGGCAAGAACACGUUGGCGAGGCAUAGAUUCAUAAAUGAAGUCCUCAAGGAUCAGAUCGCCCAGAUGCACGCCUUCUCUCAGAAAACGCUGACUCCGAAGCAAUACGAAGUGCAGCAGAGCAAGGAGGCAUGA
This is a messenger RNA of Fomitopsis serialis, 264 nucleotides long. RefSeq names its product bola protein. The transcript is spliced from 4 exons. Lineage: Eukaryota; Fungi; Basidiomycota; Agaricomycetes; Polyporales; Fomitopsidaceae. The record is from RefSeq and is a predicted model, not a curated record. Gene Ontology annotation, cellular component: nucleus; cytosol. Gene Ontology annotation, molecular function: 2 iron, 2 sulfur cluster binding. The coding region runs from base 1 to 264 and encodes 87 amino acids. Gene Ontology annotation, biological process: intracellular iron ion homeostasis.